CCUUAUGGCUGUGUUCCUGUGCCUUGCUGCACUGCUCCUGUUCACUGGCCUUGGACGAGUAAAUGGAACAGUGACUUCGUGUUGCCUGAGAACAACUGGGACGAAGAUCAAUGUGACGCUGCUCAGCCGCUACUACAUGCAGAAGAGUGGCAUGUGUCCAGUGGAAGCAGUGGUCUUCACCACAAUAAAAGGAAUUACUAUCUGCUCCAGUCCCACAAGCCUCUGGGCAAAAAAAGCCAUGGCGCACCUGGACGCCAAGGGAAAGACAAACCCAACAACGGUCAUCACGACACCUGGCCCAACAACAGAAGACCUGCCGUUGACACAGAAUUCCACAGAUAAAGCUGUAUAACGUCCUUGUUGCCAUUCUAUUUUGUAUCUGGCAUGAUUUCUUCACAUGUCCCUGCACUCUGUCUUUUAGUCUACUGUGUAUCCACACAUGUCUAACACACAUUUGCAAACACUUGUGUUAUGUGAAGGACUGUCUUAAUGUAUUCUGUUCAGUGGGCUUGACAGGCACUUUAUUACUAUACAAUAUCAACUUUACAUCAGCUUUAUGUAUAAAUGUCGGUCAAUUGUUCAACGUC
This is a messenger RNA of Megalops cyprinoides (Indo-Pacific tarpon), 587 nucleotides long. RefSeq names its product monocyte chemotactic protein 1B-like. Lineage: Eukaryota; Metazoa; Chordata; Actinopteri; Elopiformes; Megalopidae. The record is from RefSeq and is a predicted model, not a curated record. Gene Ontology annotation, molecular function: chemokine activity; CCR chemokine receptor binding. Gene Ontology annotation, biological process: cellular response to type II interferon; chemokine-mediated signaling pathway; inflammatory response. The transcript is spliced from 3 exons. The coding region runs from base 5 to 352 and encodes 115 amino acids. Gene Ontology annotation, cellular component: extracellular region.